Messenger RNA from Fusarium venenatum, 606 nucleotides. Its product is annotated as high mobility group box domain-containing protein. The record is from RefSeq and is a predicted model, not a curated record. Gene Ontology annotation, biological process: cell differentiation; anatomical structure morphogenesis; regulation of transcription by RNA polymerase II. Gene Ontology annotation, molecular function: RNA polymerase II cis-regulatory region sequence-specific DNA binding; DNA-binding transcription factor activity, RNA polymerase II-specific. NCBI's taxonomy places the organism in Eukaryota, Fungi, Ascomycota, Sordariomycetes, Hypocreales, Nectriaceae.
AUGUCUCGAAACCCACAAAGGGGUCUUCUCCAGGGUCCUUUGGGAGUUUUCAUGCCCCCUGAAGCCGAGGUCCCAAUCACCAUGGUCUACAGUCGGUCGCAAGCUGAUAUCCACGUUUUCGUCCCCGAAACUGCAUCAAUGACACUCGUGAAUCGUGUUGCAGACAAUUUGAGCCGCCGUGUCCAACAACCUGUGAAGGUGUUUCACGAUGAGGCCCGAAAGAAGUAUCGACUUUGCCCAGUUCCAAAGGACAUUUUUGCCAACACCUCAACUUACGGGAGAUACUGUUUCACUCGUGAUCGAUCUACUCCAGUGACGGUUUCUGAAGAAGACCCGACUGUUGGUGAGGGUGGGCAACGGAUUCCGCGUCCCAGAAACAGUUGGAUGCUAUACCGCCAAGCCAAGUCACAACAAAUCAUCGCCGAGCACGAAGGACUCACAGCGGGAGAGCUCUCCAGGAUUAUUUCUACUAUGUGGAACCGUGAGACUCCCGAGACUCAGGCUUACUGGCAUCGACUGGCCGAUCAGGAAGGCGCCGAUCACAAACGGCUUUAUCCUGGAUACAAGUACUCUACAAACGGAGGACGUAGCAGCCAACAGCCUUGA